This is a messenger RNA of Rhagoletis zephyria (snowberry fruit fly), 792 nucleotides long. RefSeq names its product axonemal 84 kDa protein-like. Gene Ontology annotation, molecular function: beta-tubulin binding; microtubule binding. The record is from RefSeq and is a predicted model, not a curated record. Lineage: Eukaryota; Metazoa; Arthropoda; Insecta; Diptera; Tephritidae.
AUGAUUGCACUGACCCAGGGCAAAUGGAGUACACGCGAUGUUCAUGAUACCAAAUUUAAUGAGGAAAAGCUGUCGCUACAAUUUCGCACAGGACGUUUGGGCAUAUUUGGGUUGGCGCUAAAUCGCUACAGCAAUAUGCCGUAUCAGACUUGGGAAAUCAGGCCGGAUUUCAAAAGCCCUGGCAUGAUUUUCUUCUCCUUUACUGCCUCUAUUAUCAGCCUUGAUAUGAACAUCACUUCCACCGGUUAUUGUGUGAAUAAUUUUCAAGGAGGCAGCACACCUGCAAUUAGCGAGAUGCUAGGCAAGACCUUAUCCCUAGCCGAACUGAAAUCAACGCUCAUUGCCGCUGCCGUUGAUAUAUUUCCUGAACCCGACACUUUCUGCUACACUGAAGGCACUUGCGAGAAGAAUUUCGUCAUGGAAAUGCACUUGUAUGCGUGCAUCUCUACAUUGGUGCAGUCCCAUAACUUCAGUUGGUCCCGGUGGAAUCUCUUAGCGGGCAGCCGAACUAUUGUGUUGCUUAUGCGCGAAUUGAUCGAGGGCAAGAAAGUGCCCUACCAUUCCACCUUGCUGGUGACGCCUUUGAAGACUGCCAUAAUCGACUGUACCGAAGUUUCGCCAAGUUUCAAUUCAGCUGGCAUUGCUGGUAUGGACUACUACGCCGAUCUCUAUCAACUUUCACAGGUGUAUGCGCAACCCAGCAGUUUGCAAAAACAGCGGAAUAUGGAUCCGAUGUUGCGCGAAAAUGUGGCACGCAUUUUGAUGGCCAUAAGACCAUUAAGUUUUUGUUAA